UUGUGACAUCACAGCUGUUGCUUGGACAGUGAGAGUACACUAGGAGUGGGGACAACGAGCGGUGCAUUCAUCUGGGGAGGGGGUCUAGAGACAGAGGGAAAGGGAUCUAUUGUGCUAUUCAGCCGCCAGGCCCUGCUGAAAUCUCAGAAAACAACAAUGGAACCUGCCUGAGAAGCAUCCACGUUGCUUUUGAGUGUUAAGGUGCAUCCUGGCCCCCGGCAACCUCUGUGGAUGUCUGUCACCAUGGCGAAGUUUGAGACCGGCCGCACAAGCCCAGUGGUCCGCCAGAUAGACAAGCAGUUCCUGGUGUGUAGUAUCUGUCUAGACCACUACCACAACCCCAAAGUCUUGCCCUGCCUGCACACCUUCUGCGAAAGGUGCCUACAGAACUACAUUCCUCCUCAGUCCUUGACGCUGUCCUGCCCGGUGUGCAGACAGACCUCCAUCUUGCCCGAGAAAGGUGUGGCGGCACUACAGAACAACUUCUUCAUCACAAACCUCAUGGAGGUGCUGCAGAGAGACCCAGAAUGUUCUCGGCCGGAGGCCUGCAGCGUGCUGGAGUCUGUCAGCGCAGCAGCCGCUGGGAAACCGCUCUCCUGCCCCAAUCACGAGGGCAAGGUGAUGGAGUUUAAUGUGCUGCCCCAACUUACAGCUGCCAUUGAGCUGGUGAAUGAAAUCUCUCAACAGCUGAUAGAAAGGAAGAACGAAGCCAUCAAUGAGAUCAACAUGACAUUUGAGGAGCUCGAGAGGGCGUUGCACCAGCGCAAAGCUGCACUCAUCACUGAUCUGGAGAACAUUUGUAGCACCAAGCAGAAGGUGCUUCAGGCGCAGCUAUCGUCCCUUCUGCAGGGAAAAGAGCACAUCCAGAGUAGCUGCAGUUUCACUGAGCAGGCCCUGAACCACGGCAGUGCCACCGAAGUCCUGCUGGUCCAAAAGCAGAUGAGCGAGCGUGUGAGCGCCCUCGCCUGUCACGACUUCCCUGAACGGCCGCAUGAGAACGCCCACUUGGACUGCCAGAUAGAGACAGAAGGCCUGCGACGUUCCAUCCAGAACCUGGGCGUCCUGCUGACGACGGGGGCCGUGGGACACACCAGUGUGGCCACAGGAGAAGGGCUCAGACAUGCACUGGUCGGUCAGCACGUGACUGUAACUGUUACCACUAAGGAUAAGGACAGCGAGCUUGUGCGGACAGGUAACGCGGUCCUCCGAGCGGAGAUAACGGGGCAGGAUGGAGAGCGGGCGACAGAGGUGGAGGUCGUAGACAAUAAAAACGGAACGUAUGAGGUAGGGUACACACUUAAGAGUGAAGGGGAGUACUCGUACUCUCUGAUGCUGUACGGACAGCCUGUGCGGGGCAGCCCGUUCAGACUGCGGGCGAUAAAGCCAUCGGACGUGCCUCAGUCUCCAGAUGAUGUGAAAAGAAGGGUAAAAUCUCCCAGUGGAACAGGGGGACACAUCAGGCAGAAAGCCGUACGGAGACCCUCCAGCAUGUACAGCACUACCAAAAAGAAGGAAAACCCCAUUGAAGAUGAGCUCAUUUAUAGAGUUGGCUCUCGUGGACGGGAGAAGGGAGAGUUCACCAAUCUACAGGGCAUCUCUGCUUCCAAUAAUGGGAGGGUCAUUGUAGCAGACAGCAACAACCAGUGUAUACAAGUGUUUACCAAUGAUGGCCAGUUCAAAGCACGCUUCGGGGUCAGGGGUCGUUCUCCAGGACAACUGCAGAGGCCAACAGGAGUGGCAGUCGACACAAAUGGAGAUAUUAUAGUAGCUGAUUAUGAUAACAGAUGGAUCAGCAUCUUCUCCCCUGAUGGGAAAUUCAAGAGUAAGAUUGGCGCAGGCCGUCUGAUGGGACCCAAAGGAGUGGCUAUGGACAGGAACGGUCAUAUCAUUGCAGUGGAUAAUAAAGCCUGCUGUGUGUUCAUCUUUCAAUCUAAUGGCAAACUAGUAACCAAGUUUGGAGCCAGAGGCACUUCAGACAGACAAUUUGCAGACAAAAGUGGUGCAAAGUUUGCACUGGAGCAAAAGUUUAGUAAAUCUGGCCCUGGGUUCAGUCCACAUUUUGUUGCUGUCAACAACAAGAAUGAAAUUGUCGUGACAGACUUUCAUAACCACUCCGUCAAGGUCUACAGUGCAGAUGGGGAGUUUUCGUUUAAAUUCGGGUCUCAUGGAGAGGGAAACGGCCAGUUUAAUGCUCCCACAGGGGUAGCUGUUGAUGUUAACGGCAACAUCAUUGUAGCAGACUGGGGCAACAGCAGAAUACAGGUGUUUGACAGCUCAGGCUCAUUCCUCUCCUACAUCAACACAAGUGCUGACCCUCUGUAUGGGCCGCAGGGCCUCGCUUUAACCUCCGACGGUCACGUUGUGGUGGCCGAUUCUGGUAACCACUGCUUCAAAGUCUACCGGUACCUGCAGUAACAGCUCAGGUACUGCCACAAGGUGCCACAAACUCUCCUUCAUCUUGGGUUCAUCACAGUUUGCAUGGUCACAUCAGCGAAAUCCUCGGCCAAACCAGAGAGGAAGAAUCGAAUGAACAAAAUGCACUUUUCUUUAAUCUUCUGCUGAUUUUCAUGUUCCCAAACAAAGAACUGCUUCUCUACUAAACCAGGAAUGUUGAUUGUAAAUAACAGAAACCAUAUCAAUAAGCACAGAUUCUUAUUAGAAAUCAUGUAAGUUGUGUAUAAAUAAAAAAAUAUAUAUAUAUAGCAAAACAUUUUGUUAAUCGCUGUCUUAAACCCUUGCAGAAAAGUCCAUUAUUUCCAAACUUCCUCUCCUGUUUCAUAGUGGUUGAGCUUCCCAUGACUGCAACAGUUGUGCAUUGUAAUAGUUACAUUCUGCAUUUGUAAAUAUACAAAUUUGUUUACAUAUGAACAUAUUUGGUGUAUGUAACAUGUAAAUGACACUGGCUUCUUGUAUUGUCCUAUGACAGCAUUUGGUACUGAGAUUUCACUAUACCUGAGCUAUUCGGUGAGCACUUUCAGUUAACUGGGUGUUCAAAUCAUUCAGAUCGAACAUCUGAGCUGAUCAUCCCUCACAGAUAUCAACAGCACAGGAAGUGAUGCUAAAAAA
Sinocyclocheilus grahami is the source of this 3066-nucleotide messenger RNA. Its product is annotated as tripartite motif-containing protein 3-like. Bases 232 to 2415 code for a protein of 727 amino acids. The transcript has 13 exons. NCBI's taxonomy places the organism in Eukaryota, Metazoa, Chordata, Actinopteri, Cypriniformes, Cyprinidae. Gene Ontology annotation, molecular function: ubiquitin protein ligase activity; protein binding. The record is from RefSeq and is a predicted model, not a curated record. Gene Ontology annotation, biological process: protein polyubiquitination; proteasome-mediated ubiquitin-dependent protein catabolic process.